Suncus etruscus (white-toothed pygmy shrew) is the source of this 3280-nucleotide messenger RNA. RefSeq names its product immunoglobulin superfamily member 11 (gene IGSF11). The transcript is spliced from 7 exons. Lineage: Eukaryota; Metazoa; Chordata; Mammalia; Eulipotyphla; Soricidae. The record is from RefSeq and is a predicted model, not a curated record. Gene Ontology annotation, biological process: homophilic cell-cell adhesion. Gene Ontology annotation, cellular component: cell-cell junction. The coding region runs from base 128 to 1426 and encodes 432 amino acids. Gene Ontology annotation, molecular function: ionotropic glutamate receptor binding.
GGCCGGUCCCGGGGCCACGGCCGCGCGAGUUCCUCGGCGCCAGGUCGCUCGCUCGCUCGCUCGCUCGCUCGCUGCCGGGACGCGGAGCCAGGCGGGCGGGCGCGCGCUCCUCCCUCCGGCCCCCGGCAUGACUUCUUGGGGCUCCCCUCUGGCGCCUCUGCUGCUGCUGGUGUCUCUGCACGGUAUUGCUACCUCAUUGGAGGUUUCAGAGAGCCCUGGGAGUAUUCAAGUGGCUCGAGGUCAGACAGCAGUCCUUCCCUGUACCUUUACUACCAGUGCUGCCCUUCUUAAUCUCAAUGUCAUUUGGAUGGUCAUUCCUCUCUCCAAUGCUAACCAACCUGAGCAGGUCAUUCUGUAUCAGGGUGGACAGAUGUUUGAUGGUGCCCUACGGUUCCAUGGGAGGGUUGGAUUUACCGGCACCAUGCCUGCCACCAAUGUUUCUAUCUUUAUCAAUAACACACAGCUUUCAGAUACAGGCACCUACCAGUGUUUAGUCAACAACCUUCCAGAUAGAGGGGGCAGAAACAUUGGGGUCACUGGCCUUACUGUUUUAGUUCCCCCUUCUGCCCCACACUGCCAAAUUCAAGGAUCCCAGGAUAUUGGUAGUGAUGUCAUCCUUCUCUGUAGCUCAGAAGAAGGCAUUCCUCGACCAACUUACCUUUGGGAGAAAUUAGAUAAUACCCUUAAACUACCUCCAACAGCCACUCAGGACCAGGUGCAGGGAACAGUCACCAUCCGGAACAUCAGUGCUCUGUCUUCAGGUCUGUACCAAUGUGUGGCUUCUAAUGCCAUUGGAACCAGCACUUGUCUUUUGGAUCUCCAGGUUAUUUCCCCACAACCCAGGAAUUUUGGACUAAUUGCAGGAGCCAUUGGCACGGGUGCAGUUAUUAUCAUUUUUUGCAUUGCACUAAUUUUAGGAGUAUUCUUCUAUUGGAGAAGCAAAAAUAAAGAGGAGGAAGAAGAAGAAAUUCCUAAUGAAAUAAGAGAGGAUGAUCUUCCACCUAAAUGUUCUUCAGCCAAAGCAUUACAUACCGAGGUAUCCUCCUCAGAGAACAACACAUUGACUUCUUCCAAUACCUACAACAGUCGAUACUGGAGCAAUAAUCCAAAAAUUCAUAGAAACACAGAAUCAUUCAAUAACUUCAGUGACUUGCACCAGUCUUUCUCUUUGCACUCCGGCAAUGCUACUAUACCAUCCAUCUAUGCUAAUGGGAACCAUUUGGCCCCAGCGUCACAGAAGACUCUGGUAGUGACAGCCAACAGAGGGUCAUCAUCCCAAAUUGUUUCCAGGAGCAAUGGUUCCGUCAGCAGGAAGCCUCGACCUCUACACACACAAACUUACACAGUCAGUCAAGCAACCCUGGAGAGAAUUGGUGCUGUUCCGGUUAUGGUGCCAGCCCAGAGUCGGGCUGGGUCCCUGGUAUAGGAUAUGAGCAGAGUGUUAAAGAAGGAAUAUAUGUAAUGCUCAUAGACAAGGGGGAUACUGGGGUAAGCAAGUACUGGAAAAGAAACACAUCACUGAUAACAAAAGCAAAAAGCACAGAAAAGGAGACAAUGUGGUUUCCUGGCCACUAAGAUCUCUGAAGUGAGUAUUCCAUCAUGAAGACUAGUUUUGCCACUGCCAUGUCCCACCAUUCUAUUCACAAAGCUGGAUUACAAAGAUGUGCCAAGCCAAGGAAAAAAGAUAUAAAAGCAGAAUAAUACUUGAAAGUUAAGACUGCAGUCCAGAUGGGCUUGCUCUUUAAUUCACGCCUAACUUCAUUAUUUCCAAAAAGACUAAAGUGCCAGUUUAUAUAAUGAUAUUAUUUUAAAAAGAUAGGUGUCUUUAGGAAUAAUAAUGAGCAACCCGAUGAUAUGUUCUGCUUCUCCAACUCCCUCUCUGUGCAGAGGGCUCAUGGCAUAAAUCACUAAUGCUAGUCCCAACAAGGCUGGUUCUUGUAUCAUUUUUACACAAAUAAAAUUCAGAAGUGGGGGAAAGGCAAAAGAAACUCGUGAAACCCUUUCAUAUUGAUAUCAUUUCUCUUUCCAAACCACGAAUUUCAUAUUUGGAAUAUUGCUGUAUUGACCAAUUGCCUAUCUUGCCUGUCUGUGUUUUUCUAGGGCCUAUUGUUGGUUCAUGACAAUUUUAGUUCAUUAUUUCCUGGGAAAAUACUUUCAAAAGAAAGCUUUGGGUUUAAAAAAAAAUACAUGAGAGGCAUUGGGCUAAGGAAGAAAAGACUGGUCAGUCCCUUUCACUAUAUCCUAUUCAGAAUUUGUGUUCACUGACCCUACAGGUGGCCCAUCAUGGGAGAGUGAGGGUGUUUGUGUAACACAGGAGCAGGAUGGCAGUUAUAAGUAACUGACAGUCUAUCCACCAGGACACCCUCACUAUCAUAUUCUGUAAGGAAGGCAGUGUCUGAAGCCUUCUGCACUAUUUUAUAUGACAAGUGGAGGGUAGUAGGCAGUUAUACAGAGGAUGGGAAUUGUUUUGUUUUCUUCCUUCCUCUGCCCACAACGAUUAUUUCAGUUAAAGAGAUAAAAUAGCUAUUUUCAGGUAUGCUUAUGAGAGGGUCUGCCCUACCUUUGUCACAGCUCAGGGUUGUAAUUUUGUUCAAAUGCAUUUUACAUCAUUGUAAAGAGACUCCAUUGUGUUUAACCUGACUUGGAUGGCUCUGGCCUUCAUCGGGUGUUUUACAAACUCCCAUUUUGUGCAGUGUAGAUCUGGACUUACUUGUACUGGUGACUGUGUGCCUGAAUUCACACCUUAAGCAACCACAAACAAUUUCUUGCCAGAAUUGUGUCAUAAAUUAUUUAUGAUAUCAUUUUUGAAGUUUUGAUAAGAGAAUCUUUUCUUUGCUGAUGUUCUCUCACUCCCUCUUCACACUAUGCGGUUUGCCCUCUUUUCCUGCAAGCAAGGUCAUGCAGGGAUAAGUAGCCUCCUGAUUUUCACAUAUAUACGUGAGUAUAUAUUUAUAAAUACUCAGAAAACAUCAGCUGCUGUAUAUGCUCUUUUUCUAAGAGGGCUAAGCGCAGAGCCUAACAAUUCCAAUAAUGACAGAAAAGUUGAAUUUAUUUAACAUUACUUAUUUUUCUUCAUUUGAUGGUUCUUGACUUUGUAAAAAUUUAAAUGAAUGUUUAUACUUUUUAUAAAGAAAAAUGAAAAUAUUAUGACACAAAAGAUUCUAUCAGAUGUUUAGAGAGCAUUUAUCUUGCAAUUCUUUAUUCUUUCUAAUUAUCUAAACUUCAAUAAAAAUUUAUUCAUAUAAAACAAUUUGUCUUUAAUUAUCAUAUGCUAAUAAAA